Messenger RNA from Rangifer tarandus platyrhynchus (Svalbard reindeer), 537 nucleotides. Lineage: Eukaryota; Metazoa; Chordata; Mammalia; Artiodactyla; Cervidae. The record is from the annotation of a GenBank genome assembly.
GUGCUCGAUGGCCAGGGAAAGAAGUCAUUCCCAGGGGUUGAGGCCCUCACGCUCAAGGUCCCCACCACCUGCUUGCACCUGGAUUACAACUCAGCGGCAGCUCUUCUGAAAUUCUGCCUCCUGCCCCAUUUUAAAAGCGGUUUACACUACAGGGCCGACCAGAGAGAAGGAGGAAAAACAAAACCAAACCCAGAAAGCCCCGUGAAGCGGUACGGCUCCAGAACAUCAAAAGCGCAACUCUCCGCGGCGGGGCGGCAGAACGCUCGGGUUUCUCUCCAUUGGGUCUCCUGCGUUUUGCAGGUCAGCGUUGCGCCCCCGCCGCCGGCUCCCCCGCCCGCCCCGAGAGCCCUGCAGGAGCCGGUCCCCGCGGGCGCGGGCGCCUGUUGGCUUGGUGCAAGCGUGUUUGUUAGCUCAGCUCGAGCAAUUAAUCUUCUCCUGCACCUCCCGCCCCGCGGGGGUGUGGGGGCCUCGGGUCGCCUCGGGGGUCGUGCAGAGCCCGAACUAGAGCGACCGCUCUACAGAAACCCUCGUUUCUGA